AUGGCGUCGGCUACAUUUGGAAACCGAUUUCGUGCAUUUAUGAACCACCCAGCAGGUCCCAAAACGGUGUUCUUCUGGGCGCCGAUGAUGAAAUGGGCUCUUGUAGUCGCAGGUCUGGGCGACUUGGCACGUCCUGCGGAGAAAUUGUCAGCUUCGCAAAACACUGCACUGGCGGUUACAGGAUUUAUUUGGGUUCGCCAUCGUCACACACAUCCUCAGCAGGAGAACCAAGUGCCCUCCAAGGCAUGA
This is a messenger RNA of Malassezia globosa CBS 7966, 249 nucleotides long. RefSeq lists its product as uncharacterized. The coding region runs from base 1 to 249 and encodes 82 amino acids. The record is from RefSeq and is a predicted model, not a curated record. Gene Ontology annotation, cellular component: mitochondrial inner membrane. Gene Ontology annotation, biological process: pyruvate import into mitochondria. Lineage: Eukaryota; Fungi; Basidiomycota; Malasseziomycetes; Malasseziales; Malasseziaceae. The transcript is spliced from 3 exons.